AUAGUUUAACUAAAUUAUAGAAUUAUAUAUAUAUAUAUAUAUUUAAAAAAUAGAAACACAAAAAAAUUAUAGUUUUGGAUAUACUUGUUUUUAAGUUGGGUACAAAUCGGUUCUUAUUGGGUCAUGUCUAUUCGGGUCGUUUCUUUUCGGGUCUGGGUCUAUUCGGAUCAGUUCUUUCGGGAAAGAAAUUUAGACCCAAAAAAUACUUGUAAAUUUUCAGUUCGGUUCCAGAUCAGAUAUUUUUGGAUCGGUUCCGGUUCGAAUUUUCGGGUUCAGAUUAAAAUGCCUAGGCCUACUUACUCCAAUUUUUUUUGUGCACACUCCAAUUUAUAUUUCAAAUGGAGUUUUGAGUCAAAUCUCUUUCAACCCUAUUUUACCUUUCACUACAUAAUAUAUUAAAAGCUGAAUUAUUCAAAAAAUAAAUUAAUAAUACUUUUUUUUAAUUUCAUUUUUUACUUCAAAAUGUAAUAGGGUUAGAGUGAAACUUACAUUGAGAUGUUCUUAGUAAUACCGCGAUUAGUCAACUAAUUUCAUAUUCCUUCGUCUAAGAGUGUUUUCGAUUAUUAAAAAAAGUAAGAACAAUUGCAAUCCAAUGAGUACAAGCUUCAUAAUGUAAUUUGAUCAUUGAUGAAUAAAUUUGAUUUUUUUUAAAAAAUUCAGGCUUCCUGAAUUUUCGUCACGUUCUCUAUAACACGGCAUCCGCUUCAUAAACAUGCAUCGUAAACAUGUUGUAAUUAAACUACUCGUUUCAUAGAUUCAAGCUUACUCAGUGAUCAAAAUAUUUGUAAUUCUGAAACUAUUGCUAAAAGAAAUUUCGUUAUAGGAAGAGGCAUUUUGGGGACGCUUUCACAAGCAUAUUAUUAGUAUUGGGUUUGGUAGCUAUACACUAGUUGCUAAUUUUGAUCUGUAAUUCCUUAUGUUAUUUGUGUUUGUUUAUCUAUUUGUAACAUUCUAUAAGAAAUAGUUUCCUCAUAGAUAUAAAAUGGUUUAAUAGCUUUAUACUCUAUGAUUUGUUUGAAAAGAAUCAUUCCUACAGAUAAUCAAUGUUCCACCGAAAUGAUUAGCACUUGUCAUUAAUUUGAACAUUAUUAACAUAGCAUGUGCUUAGAUUCUUUCGGUGACAUGUACAUACAAACAUGAAAAUAUAAACAAUGGUGUUUGUAUAUAUAUAAUGGUGUACUAUAGAUCUAGAGUAUUACAAUCAAAUCUAUCCCAUCUUCUCAAUGGAACUUAAAACUUUGAUAUUCAUCAUCACCAUUGUUAUCACUACUCCACUUCCAUCUCUCUCUUCCCAAACCCCAUCCAACAAAACACCAACACUAACUUCUUCUCAAUACAAAUCCCUAACCCGCAACACUAUUCAACAGCAGUUUCUCCGACCACACAACGCCUUACGAGCCAAGCUUCAUCUCCCUCCUCUCAAAUGGAGCAACAGUCUCGCCCGCUAUGCCACCCGGUGGGCAAGAACUCGCCGCGGAGACUGCGACCUUAUCCACUCUGGUGGACCUUAUGGCGAGAAUCUCUUUUGGGGAAGUGGAAAAGGAUGGACCCCAAAGGACGCGGUGGUUGCGUGGGCUUCGGAGAGGAAAUUCUAUGACCGGAGGACUUACCGAUGUAAGGCGAAUGGAGAUUGUUUGCAUUACACACAACUUGUGUGGAAGAAGAGUUUGAGGAUUGGAUGUGCAACUGUGCUUUGCAAGAGCGGUGACACAUUUAUCAUUUGUAAUUAUGAUCCUCCGGGUAACGUUGUUGGACAACCACCCUUUUGAAUGUUGUGUACACCUCAUUUAAAAUUUUCUUUUUCUGAAAACAUGUUGUAAAAUUAUCAUAUAUGGUAUAUCCAUAUGAGUUCCCUUAUUUUGUAACACUAUCCAUAUGAGUUCCUAAGAAUUCACACUAA
Brassica rapa (field mustard) is the source of this 1900-nucleotide messenger RNA. Its product is annotated as pathogenesis-related protein PRB1-3. NCBI's taxonomy places the organism in Eukaryota, Viridiplantae, Streptophyta, Magnoliopsida, Brassicales, Brassicaceae. Gene Ontology annotation, cellular component: extracellular region. The record is from RefSeq and is a predicted model, not a curated record.